CUCCUUUCUUUCUGUUUUUUUCGUGCGUUUCUCUGCGCCGGAGAGCAUCGCCAACUGCUGGAGCUCCAGUGAUCUGCUGCUCUGCCUCGGGAUGAUGGAUGUGAUUUGAGGAGCCUUUCAUCUGGGCUGAUGUUCUUAUUAUUAUAACAAUAAUUAUCAUCUUUAGUUAUUAUUUUUACUGGUUUAUUUUUCCUCCGUCUGCCCAACCCAUGCGUAAAAUGUCCUUGGAGCGUGGCCUGCGCGGUUCCAUGCUGCCGUCAUCUUUGUACAGCUACGUCCACCCUGUCCCUUAAUCCCAGCCAGUAGCCGUGUGGAGGAAUGGAUUGGUGCAAUGGCCACCACUUUCCAUGUUGACCUUUCGGUGAAGGGGGAUUAUUUUCCAAACGGAGCUCCGGUUCAUCACUGCACCUUAAAAUAAUCAUCCGAGACAGUCUGAUCCUUCCCCAGCAUGGAGAACUUCACCCAGAGCUUCAGAGAUCUGAGGCAGGAACAGCAGGAGUAAAUCAUUAAGACCCGACCGGCUGCACCAUGGGCGACAUGGCCAAUAGCUCGGUGGAUUUCCACCCCAAGAAGCCGGGGAUGGAUGGGAAGGCCUGUGCGGGGGAUUUCGGGGUUUCUCUGGAGGAACUGCGGGCGCUGAUGGAGUUCCGAGGAGCCGAGGCGCUGCAGAAGAUCCAGGAGAGUUACGGCGACACUGAAGGACUCUGCCACAGACUCAAGACCUCACCUACAGACGGUCUGUCGGAUGACCCUGCUGACCUGGAGAAGCGGUGGCAGGUUUUCGGACAGAACUUCAUCCCCCCUAAAAAGCCGAAGACGUUCCUGCAGCUGGUGUGGGAGGCGCUGCAGGAUGUCACUCUCAUCAUCCUGGAGAUCGCAGCCAUCAUCUCGCUCGGCCUCAGCUUCUACCAGCCUCCGGGGGGCGACAGUGAAGUCUGUGGUAAUGUCUCAGGAGGAGUGGAGGAUGAAGGUGAAGCUGAAGCAGGGUGGAUUGAAGGAGCGGCGAUCCUGCUCUCGGUUCUCUGUGUGGUUCUGGUGACGGCAUUUAAUGACUGGAGUAAAGAGAAACAGUUCCGUGGCCUGCAGAGCCGGAUAGAGCAGGAGCAGCGCUUCGCUGUGGUCAGGAACGGCACCGUCCUGCAGAUCCCUGUGGCCGAGAUGGUGGUGGGGGACAUUGCCCAGGUCAAAUACGGUGACCUCCUCCCGGCUGAUGGAGUGCUGAUCCAGGGGAACGACCUGAAGAUCGACGAGAGCUCCCUCACCGGAGAGUCCGACCACGUACGCAAAGCCAUCGACAGAGACCCCAUGCUGCUCUCAGGCACCCAUGUUAUGGAGGGUUCGGGGAAGAUGGUGGUGACCGCUGUGGGCAUCAACUCUCAGACCGGGAUCAUCUUCACCCUGCUGGGGGCCGGAGAGGUGGAGGAGGAGAAGAAGGAGAACAAGAAGGCUGAGAUCAAUAGUAGCUCGUCCGUGCAGUUUGCCGCGGCUCCCGCCAAAGAGUGCAGCGUUGUUAAUGGGAAACAAGACGGCACUUUGGAGAACAAUCAAAACAAAGCGAAGAAGCAGGACGAGGCGGUUGCCAUGGAGAUGCAGCCUUUGAAGAGUGCGGAGGGAGGAGAGGUGGAGGAGAGAGAGAAGAAGAAAGCCAGCGUGCCCAAAAAGGAGAAAUCAGUGCUUCAGGGUAAACUCACCAAGCUGGCCGUGCAGAUCGGGAAAGCAGGGUUGGUGAUGUCAUCGAUCACUGUGAUUAUCCUGAUGCUCUACUUUGCGAUCGAAACGUUCGUCGUUCAGGAUCGUCCGUGGCUCACUGAGUGCACCCCCAUAUACGUGCAGUACUUCGUCAAGUUCUUCAUCAUCGGCGUGACGGUGCUGGUGGUGGCCGUGCCGGAGGGUCUGCCGCUGGCCGUCACCAUUUCACUGGCCUAUUCGGUAAAGAAAAUGAUGAAGGACAAUAACCUGGUGCGACACCUGGAUGCGUGCGAGACGAUGGGGAACGCCACAGCGAUCUGCUCGGACAAAACCGGGACGUUAACCACUAACCGGAUGACGGCCGUGCAGAUUUACAUAGGAGAUCAGCAUUUCCACGAGAUCCCGACACCACAGCACAUCAGCCAUCACACGCUGGAGCUGCUGACCACCGCCAUCUCCCUCAACAGCGCAUACACCUCCAAAAUCCUGGCGGCUGAUAAAGAGGGUGGUCUGCCGAAGCAGGUGGGGAAUAAGACAGAGUGCGCUCUGCUGGGUUUGGUUCUGGAUCUGAAGCGUGAUUAUCAGUGCGUCAGAGAGCAGAUUCCAGAGGAGAAGCUCUACAAGGUCUACACCUUUAACUCCGUCCGCAAGUCCAUGAGCACCGUCAUCCAGCUGCCUGACAGGAGCUUCCGCAUCUACAGCAAAGGAGCCUCAGAGAUCCUGCUCAAAAAAUGUUCAUCCAUCCUGUCCCGGGAUGGCGCGGCGCGCUCCUUCAGGCCGCGGGACCGGGACGAGAUGGUGAAGAAGGUGAUUGAACCGAUGGCCUGCGAUGGCCUCCGGACGAUCUGCGUGGCCUACAGGGACCUACCUGGAGAUCCUCUGCCAGAGUGGGACAACGAGGCCGACAUCAUCAAUAAUCUCACCUGCAUCGCUGUGGUGGGCAUCGAGGACCCCGUCCGGCCAGAGGUUCCAGAAGCCAUCAGGAAGUGCCAGCGCGCGGGCAUCACGGUGCGCAUGGUGACGGGCGACAACAUCAACACGGCUCGCGCCAUCGCCGCCAAGUGUGGCAUCAUCCACGCCGGGGACGACUUCCUGUGCAUGGAGGGGAAGGACUUCAACCGGCGAAUCAGGAACGAGAAAGGAGAGGUUGAGCAGGAGCGGAUCGAUAAAAUCUGGCCCAAACUGCGAGUGCUGGCGCGAUCGUCUCCUACAGACAAACACACGCUGGUCAAAGGGAUCAUAGACAGCACCAUAUGUGAGCAGAGGCAGGUGGUUGCGGUGACCGGGGACGGCACUAAUGAUGGUCCUGCGCUGAAGAAAGCUGACGUGGGAUUCGCCAUGGGCAUCGCCGGCACAGACGUGGCGAAGGAAGCGUCCGACAUCAUCCUGACGGACGAUAACUUCACCAGCAUAGUGAAGGCGGUGAUGUGGGGCCGUAAUGUUUACGACAGCAUCUCCAAAUUCCUGCAGUUCCAGCUCACUGUUAACGUGGUGGCCGUUAUAGUGGCCUUUACUGGCGCCUGCAUUACUCAGGACUCUCCUCUGAAGGCGGUGCAGAUGUUAUGGGUGAAUCUCAUUAUGGACACGUUUGCGUCUCUGGCUCUGGCCACCGAGCCGCCCACUGAAGCUCUGUUGCUGCGAAAACCGUACGGCCGAAAUAACCCGCUGAUCUCCAGAACCAUGAUGAAGAACAUCCUGGGCCACGGGGUGUACCAGCUCAUCAUCAUCUUCACACUGCUCUUCGUUGGUGAGAGGAUAUUCGAUAUAGACAGCGGCCGGGACGCUCCCCUGCAUGCCCCUCCGUCUGAACACUACACUAUCAUCUUCAACACCUUCGUCCUCAUGCAGCUCUUCAACGAAAUAAACGCACGCAAGAUCCACGGAGAGAGGAACGUCUUUGACGGGAUUUUCUCAAACCCCAUCUUCUGCACCAUCGUGCUCGGGACAUUCGCCAUACAGAUAGUGAUUGUACAGUUUGGAGGGAAGCCGUUUAGCUGUGCGCCGCUGAACAUGGAGCAGUGGCUCUGGUGUCUGUUUGUUGGAGUUGGAGAGCUGCUCUGGGGUCAGCUGAUCUCUUCAGUGCCAACCAGCCAGCUGAAGUGUCUGAAGGAGGCAGGGCACGGGCCUGCGCCCGAUGACAUCAUGGAUGAAGACUUGGCGGAGGACGAGGAGGAAAUCGACCACGCAGAGCGAGAACUGAGACGGGGACAGAUCCUGUGGUUCAGAGGACUCAACCGCAUCCAAACUCAGAUGGAGGUAGUGAGCACCUUCAAGAGAAGUGGUUCGUUUCAGGGUGCAGUGAGGCGCCGCUCGUCCGUGCUGAGCCAGCUCCAUGACAUCCGGGUGGUGAAAGCCUUCCGUAGCUCGCUGUACGACGGCAUGGAAAAGCCGGAAUCCCGCAGCUCCAUCCACGACUUCCAGGCCCAUCCCGAAUUCAUCAUCACCGACUCCGGCCACAGCAUCCCGCUGAUCGACGAGACGGACGUGGACGACGAAUCGGAGCGGUCCAACCACAACCACGUCCGCGUCCACCUUCGUCACGCUCCUCUUCCUCCGUCCUCCCUGCCUCCUCAGCGGCCGCCGCGGUCGCGCUACCCCACCCGACAGCAGAGCCUUCCGGUCACGCUCAACUGCAACAACAACGCGGCCGAAAGCCGAGUGUACCUGACUCGCCCCGUCCACGUCCCCGCCCCCGCACCCCCCAGCCCACUGCACAGCUUCGAAACCUGCCUAUAGAGGUGGAAGGCCGUCCCUCGGACCCUGGCCUCCGACCUCGGAUUCCAUUACGGAGAGGAAAUGAGAUUUUUAUGGACGUUUUAAACUCUUACUGACGUUCAACUGCCCCACCCCCCCAUUCCAGUGCACAGCUUUGACCUGCCUGUAGUGGACAAAGGUGACCCAGCGACGUGGGUCUCAUUAAAGAGAGAGAAAUGAGUCCAAGUCCAAGUAUUAAACUGACGUACUGCGUAAGAAGUUGUUGUUUUCUUGAACUUUGCCCCGCCCCCCGACCAACCAAUGCUUCGGACCAAACUUACAGCUUUUCCUUUUGCUCUGCAAUGAGUGGACGAUGACCCUUGCUGGACUGACCCCUUUAUCCGGCGGGUUUGCUUCGAUGUUGCACUGGACAGGAGCCCACAGACUGAUGGACUCUUCGCUUUGACUGAUUUUAAAGACAAUGCACUUCAUAUACGUGUAAAAAAUAGUAAUAGUAAUAAUAAUAAUAAUGAUAAUUAUAAUAAUAAUAAUUCAUAAUUCAUUCCGCCUUUUAAUUGAUAAUAUUACUGUUCCAAUUAUUAUUGUGGUUCUUCUGCAGAAAUUACCGCAGUUACCAAGACAGUUACUCCAGAUGCUUUAUUGAUUAGCUUCAUAUAUUCAUGAUGUUUGUGUGUAUGACGUGCGUAUGUCCACUGGUAUGUGUGUAUUAUUCGUUUGUUGGUUGUUUGUUUGCUGGUGUUGCUGUCUUUGUUCAUGUGUCCUCAUGGUCUUUUGUUCUCGCUCUCUCUCUCUCCGUCUCUGUGCUUUGAGUGUGUUGUGUACGUCCUAUUAAAACAAUAAAGAAAGCUUAUAUUAGUAAUAUAAAUAAACCUAGAUCUACUGCACUUAGGGAUCAUUUUGGGUACAGUACUGGCUGACAGUGGCGGUAAAGGAUAAAGACUGGAACCGGAGGAGACUGUAACGAGACACGCGCCGACGGGUCUCCCAGCGGACAGACGUGUGGACCAGUGUAAAUGUUUGCGGGACGGUUUUAGAGAAAGUCUAUUUUAUUAUUCUUUGCUUUCCAUGAAGCGCACUGUAUCACCAUUAUUACUGUGUUCAUUGUGAUGUCUUUAACUGGAAAAGCAUGAUUCAAAGUCAAAUAUAUUUUACAGGAUAA
Molecule: messenger RNA, 5563 nt
Organism: Colossoma macropomum (tambaqui)
Lineage: Eukaryota; Metazoa; Chordata; Actinopteri; Characiformes; Serrasalmidae
Gene: atp2b3a
Product: ATPase plasma membrane Ca2+ transporting 3a
Biological process (GO): calcium ion transmembrane transport; regulation of cytosolic calcium ion concentration
Cellular component (GO): membrane; intracellular membrane-bounded organelle
Molecular function (GO): PDZ domain binding; ATP binding; P-type calcium transporter activity
Source: RefSeq, a predicted model, not a curated record